UAAUAAACCUAUGGCGCAGCCUCAUUGAGACCAGUCCUUCCGUAUUCUCCUGAAUCCACAGUAACCAGCUUUUCACUAUCUAUCUGAGGAAACGCCACAGUAACACGAUGAGCAGUGAAAAAUACCCCCGGUCUUCUAUUGAAGACGACUUUAACUAUGGCACAAAUGUCGCUACAGCCAGUGUCCAGAUACGAAUGGACUUCCUGAGGAAGGUGUACAGCCUCCUGAGCCUGCAGAUCAUUCUGACCACGGCCACCUCUGCUCUUUUCAUGUUCUCUCAACCCAUCAAGGACUUUGUCCACGCCAGUCCUGCUGUGGUUUUGGUUUCGGCUCUGGGCUCUCUGGUUCUCCUACUGGCCCUGGCCAUGUACAGGCACCAGCAUCCAGUCAACCUCUACCUGCUGCUUGUAUUUACUCUGCUGGAGGCAGUUUCUGUGGCCACAGCUGUCAGCUUCUAUGAAUACUCCACUGUACUGCAAGCCCUGUUCCUGACCUGUGCUGUGUUUGCUGGACUGACAGCGUACACGUUCCAGUCCAAGAGAGACUUCAGCAAAAUGGGAGUAGGUCUGUUCACCUGCCUGUGGAUCCUCAUCAUUGCAAGCUUCAUGAGGUUCUUCUUCAACAGUGACAGCACAGAGCUGGUCUUGGCUGGAGCCGGGGCCCUGGUCUUCUGCGGCUUCAUCAUCUACGACACCCACCUGCUGAUGAAGCAGCUCUCCCCUGAGGAGCACAUCCUGGCCUCCAUCAACCUCUACCUGGACAUCGUCAACCUCUUCCUGCACAUCCUGCGUGUCCUCGACUCUAUGAAGAAACACUGAGAGCUGCAGAACCUCUUCAGCCUGCUUUACCCAGCUCCAACCAGCUUAUUCUCAGUCCUAACCUCCUCACUGGAAACCCACAGAUAUACCUGUGCUGCGAAUACCCGGUGUUCAUGUGAGUUUCACUGCCCUGAAGUUCAUCAAGAACUUUUGUAAACUAAAGAAAAGGCUUCUGUUUAUUUCAUCCCUCUACUUUUUGUAGCUGUUUGUUCUUUUGUAUUGAGGAGAUUUACAUCAGUGAAGUUGAUUGUUUUGAAACCAGAAUGUACUCAUCCUGUAAGGAGACAGCUCAGUGACUUAAACGUACACUACCUGAUUUGAUAUAGAUCCCACUAGCACCCCCACCUGGUCCACCGGCUGCUUACCCUGUUGUUUCAGUGCAAUAACAACUUUCCCUUUUCUGUUUGUCAGAGUAUAUUUUUCAGUACAGCAUUAUAUCAGAAGGGUUUCACAUCUGUCACUCUACUCAUUUAUUCUGAAACUGAAACUGUUGUUGAAUGUUUUCAGUGUUGCCAAAAAUAAGUAGCUUAUAUUCCAUCAGUGCGCUGCCCUCUCAUGUUCAACAGAUGUUAAUGUUGUACAACAGCAAGAAGAUGUUUCAUUGUAUGUUUAUUUUAAUGAAGGUUAAGUGCAUGCUUGGCAUUACUAAUACCCGUGGUUGUACAUAUUGUAUUUUUAUGGUGUAAAUGUAAUUUUUUGGGGGAAUCAGGAGCAAAACUCUGUGAUUAAUGUUCAAGUACUGUGGUUAGUGAAGAGUUGAAUCUAAAGCCUUUUAAUAAACAAUCUGUGAUUCUGUCCUGUGAGUGAUCCCGAGCACCAGGAUUUGGUUAAAUGUUGUGAGAGGGUUUGCUUCGACUGUUCUUAAAGCAUGAUUUAAUUAAAAAAAGACCACG
Molecule: messenger RNA, 1711 nt
Organism: Toxotes jaculatrix (banded archerfish)
Lineage: Eukaryota; Metazoa; Chordata; Actinopteri; Toxotidae
Gene: tmbim4
Product: transmembrane BAX inhibitor motif containing 4
Exons: 7
Coding region: 108-818 (236 amino acids)
Biological process (GO): negative regulation of apoptotic process
Cellular component (GO): membrane
Source: RefSeq, a predicted model, not a curated record